Chelonoidis abingdonii (Abingdon island giant tortoise) is the source of this 1168-nucleotide messenger RNA. Its product is annotated as lymphocyte antigen 6E-like. Gene Ontology annotation, molecular function: acetylcholine receptor inhibitor activity. The record is from RefSeq and is a predicted model, not a curated record. NCBI's taxonomy places the organism in Eukaryota, Metazoa, Chordata, Testudines, Testudinidae. Gene Ontology annotation, cellular component: plasma membrane.
UUAACUCACAGUCUUUGCAGUGAGCUGCCUUAACCACCAAGUUCCUCAUUUAUAACCAGCUUCCCAAGAAGCAGCUGCCUGAUCUGCCCAGGCUGUGACAGCAGGCCGAAGAUGAAGGCUUUUCUUCUCACCCUGCUGGUGGCGGUUCUGUGUGUGGAGCAAGCUCACUCGCUGGUCUGCUUCACCUGUAAGGAUGCGUCCUCCAACUGGGAUUGUCUGGCAUCAACUACAUGUCAAAGUGAUGAAAACUACUGUGUGACCACGUAUUUUGGUGCAGGAAUUGGCGGACGUUCUGGGCAGAGCAUCUCCAAGGGAUGUGCUUCAGUUUGCCCCAGUGGUGGGAUAAACAUAGGAAUAGCAGCCGCCUCUGUUUCCUGCUGCAGUUCUUUCUUGUGCAAUACCAGCGGGGCCACCAGUGUGAAAGUCAGCUACUCCGUGCUGGCCAUGGCGAUCUUGGCCAGCUUCAUCUAUUUCAGGGCGGGACUGUGAUUGGGCCAGGACAAAGAACUUGAUGCCCUGAAGAACCUGCUCAGGCUUCUCCAACAAGACACCAACCCCUCUUCUGUGCAAAGCUAUACUGGGAUUACCGAUGGUGCCCUUUCUUCCAAACUCUCUCUAAGAUCCCAUUAGAUAAUACCUGCUCUCUUGCUGUUCACAAGGAAAUCCCGCUGCUGUCACUGGGUGCCCCUCUGAGCAGAUCUGGAUUGCUGCUCGCAUGGUUUUGUGCGCAGGAGGCCUGGGAAGCUCAGUUGAACAGUGCAGCCCCACCGGGUAGAUGCCCGCUUGCGCUCUUAACCCUUCAGGAAAUGGUGGAUAAUAUUGGCAGAGCAUCUGCUUUUAUACCCGGAGUCCCAGUUGAUGGGGUUGAUUUAAAAAAAAGGUCAGGGCUCACCAGGAAAUGUUUAUCCCAAACCACCUCCAAAGUGGAAUACUUAAACACCCUUGCCUCUUGCUACAGCAGAGGCAUUUCCCAUCCACGUCAUGCUAGGGAUCAGCGCCAGACUGACUGCUGGGAAGGCAUGAUCCAAAACCAAACCUCAGAUAUAUUCACCCCCGGUUGUCUGUUUUCUUUAUUCUGCUCCUUGGCUGACUUUUCUUAUGUAAAAUGAAUGCAGUGCUCACAUUGUGAGCAUCACACCUGAAUAAACACCUUCCUGUUCUUGCCUGA